Molecule: messenger RNA, 233 nt
Organism: Diversispora eburnea
Lineage: Eukaryota; Fungi; Glomeromycota; Glomeromycetes; Diversisporales; Diversisporaceae
Source: the annotation of a GenBank genome assembly
UUAUGUAACUAGAUUACAGUCAGCAAAAGAACUGGAAAAGUAUAUUCGAUAUAAAGCAAGGCAACUCAUGCCAAAUGAGACAUUAUACAAUAGAAGAAUAGAGUAUAUUCAUGAUCACUAUUCAGGAGAAUUACGUAAAAAACUUGAAAAAUUAUAUAAGCUUUAUUACGAGUUAUCUCAAAAGGAAGAAAAAGAUGAAAUUUCUGAAAUAGAUGCAAGUGAAAUUAUUAAGG